Lactuca virosa is the source of this 585-nucleotide messenger RNA. The record is from the annotation of a GenBank genome assembly. Lineage: Eukaryota; Viridiplantae; Streptophyta; Magnoliopsida; Asterales; Asteraceae.
AUGGGUUCUUUAGACGAUGGUUACGACGACCCAUUUGCUAGAAUUUACGAGCCAUUUUCCGGGUUAAAUGAGAUGGAUUUUGAGCUGCAUGGGAUUUACAUGGAUCAUGAACCACGACAGGAGUUUGUAUCAAGGCUUGAUAAAUGUAAGGAUCAUUUUCUUAACAUUCUACUUUGUGAUGCGAACAUUAGAAAUGCAAGUAUGACUGAUGAGGUGAAAGAUCGAGUGGACCAUGGUAAUGAUUUGCAAAAUGAUGAGGAGGCAGAGGAAGAAGUGACUAACAAAUACAGAAUACAUGAUCCAAAUGUUCGGAAAAUGCCUGGUAGGCCCAGAACCAAAAGAAGGAGGCAUGCAAGUGAGAAAGAGAGUAAGUUUAGUUCCACUUCAAGGGUGAAACCCCCAAGGAUAGUAAGAUGUGCUAAUUGUCUUGAGUAUGGGCAUAAUAAAAAAGGCUGCAAGAAUGAAAAAAAGGUACCAAUUCCUAUGCCACCAAAGAAGAUUGGGAGGCCUAGGAAAUGUGAUGUAGCUGGAUCCAAUCCACAUGUUUCUAUACCCACUCAGUCUAGUCAACAAGCAAGUCAAUAG